AUGAACGGUGCAAGAGGCUCAGAAGCAAAGCUGGAGGUGGGCCGUGAGGAGAAGUGGAGCCAUGCUGGUCUCGUGCAUGAAGCUGACUCUGCAUCUACAAAUCCCAUCAUUGGUGCAGACGAGGAAGAAGAGGGUCCCCAGAUUUGCCGUGUAUGUGGGGACAAGGCCACUGGUUAUCACUUCAAUGUCAUGACAUGUGAAGGAUGCAAGGGCUUUUUCAGGAGGGCCAUGAAACGCAAUGCCCGGCCCCGGUGCCCCUUCCGGAAGGGCACCUGUGAGAUCACCCAGAAGACCCGGCGCCAAUGCCAGGCCUGCCGCCUUCGCAAGUGCCUGGAGAGCGGCAUGAGGAAGGAGAGUGAGCAAAGGCUGCGGGAGCGGGCGUGGGCGUUGAUCAUGUCUGAUGCGGCUGUGGAGCAGAGACGGGCCUUGAUCAGGAGGAAGAAGAGAGAACGGAUUGAAACUCAGCCCCCUGGAGCCAAGGGUCUGACUGAAGAGCAGCAAAUGAUGAUCAGGGAGCUGACGACUGCUCAGAUGAACACCUUUGAUAGCACCUUCAUUCAUUUCAAGAAUUUCCGGCUGCCAGAUGUGCUCGGCAGUGGCCGCCAGAUUCCAGAGCCUCUGCAGAUUCAGUCCAGGGAAGAAGCUGCCAAGUGGAGGAAGAUCAGGGAAGAUCUGUGUUCAGUGAAGCUCUCCUUGCAGCUGCGGGGGGAAGACGGCAGCGUCUGGAACUACAAGCCCCCAGCCGACAAUGGCGGGAAAGAGAUCUUUUCCCUGUUGCCCCACAUAGCUGACGUGUCCACCUACAUGUUCAAAGGCAUCAUCAACUUUGCCAAGGUCAUCUCCUAUUUCAGGGAGCUGCCCAUAGAGGACCAGAUCUCCCUGCUGAAGGGGGCCGCCUUUGAGUUGUGCCAGCUGAGAUUCAACACGGUGUUCAACGCAGAGACCAGGACCUGGGAGUGUGGUCGGCUGUCCUACUGUGUGGAAGACCCUGCAGGUGGCUUCCAGCAACUUCUCCUGGAGCCCGUGCUAAAAUUCCACUAUAUGCUGAAGAAGUUGCAGCUGCAUAAGGAGGAGUAUGUGCUUAUGCAGGCCAUCUCCCUUUUCUCUCCAGACCGUCCAGGUGUGGUGCAGCGCCUCGUGGUAGACCAGCUGCAGGAACGGUUCGCCAUGACCCUGAAGGCCUACAUCGAAUUCAACCGGCCCCAGCCCGCCCACAGGUUCUUGUUCCUGAAGAUCAUGGCCAUACUCACCGAGCUCCGCAGCCUCAGUGCCGAGCACACCCAACAGCUGCUGCGCAUCCAUGACGUUCACCCCUUCGCCACCCCACUCAUGCAGGAGCUCUUCAGCACCACAAAUGGCUGACUGGCCGCCCCAGGGCAGAUGGACGCCGACAGUGCCGGACAGGUCCUGCUUCCCCAGGGGUCUCACAGAGACAGCCGCGAUGAUGGCGGGCUAGCAUUCCUCAGUCCCCAGCUCGGUCUGGGGAGAGCCGAGCCCAAGUGCCUUACAUGGAGACUGUGCUGGCCCCUAGGUCAGGCCCUUAGAGAGGCAACGCACCCCUCUCCCCUUAGAAGAGGCCCUGGGUCUGGGCAUCUAGUGUCACGGUGGGAGAGAGGAUAGGAUGCCUGGGGCUGGGGCAUCUGAGGGUCUGUGCCCACACCCAACUUCAUUAGCUUCUUGGGUUUUUUUCACUGCUUCAUCUGCUACCCCACCCUCUCCCACUUGCCAGCCAUUCCCAACCCACAACCUCCAGUCCCAAGUUGCUCUGUGAGUUCCAGGCCUGUGUCCGCUAAUGCAGGUGCAUUAGAGUUGAGGGAGUCCUUUAGAGAGAGGCCAGAAGGCCUGCACUGUCACAAGGUUGUCAUAACCUCUUCUGCGUAUUCUCCCCUCAUUCUGUUUCCAUUCAUGAAAACACAUCAUUACACACUGACAAUAUGCACCCUGCUGUGGGGAGUACACGCUGACUCAGACAUGGAUCCUGACCUUGAUGGGGGUGUGUGACUUGAUGCAGGUCAGCUUCACAACCAAACUGGGGCUGGUUCCUCCUGAGACUGGAACACUGAGGACUCCGUGAUGAGGCUAUAUGGACAGCAGUUAAUAAAUGUGUUCCUUUUUACACAUGUUUUCAAAGCUAGAGUAUGAGAGCCUCUGCUUUAUAACCAUUUUGAGUAAAAAUGUUUCUGCAUUUUUCGCAAAUUACAUUUUCAUGAACUUUACAUAGGGCAUCCCAUACCUAAGAACCAGUCUUAUCACAUAUGAUCCUAUGGUUAAUGUCAAAUCAAGGCAAGAGGACUUAAAUAAUUAACUUUUGGUUAGAGACUUAAACUUUUUUGGCCUUCCUUUCUGGGGGAAAAAGAAAUGUGGGGAUGGUGAAAGAGAAAUAUAUUUGUAUAUAUUUCUGUUUUUACAAUACAUACUUUACUAUUGCCCUUU
Messenger RNA from Odocoileus virginianus texanus, 2433 nucleotides. Lineage: Eukaryota; Metazoa; Chordata; Mammalia; Artiodactyla; Cervidae. The record is from RefSeq and is a predicted model, not a curated record.